AUGUCCAUGAAAGCCGUCGUCAUCCACGAGGCCGGGGCCCCCGACGUGCUCAAGCUGGAACAACGGCCCAUCCCAACCCCCGCGGUCGACGAAGUGCUCAUCCGCGUCAAGGCCUUCGGCCUGAACCGCUCCGAGAUGUUCACGAGACAAGGCCACAGUCCGAACGUGCGCUUCCCGCGCGUGCUAGGCAUCGAGGCCGCCGGCGUCGUCGAGGCCUGUCCGUCCGGUAAAUUCCAGCCGGGCGAUAAAGUCGCGUCCGCGAUGGCGGGCAUGGGCCGCGACUUCGACGGCGGGUACGCCGAGUAUACGUGCCCGAAGGCCGUCAACACGCAGCUCCUGACCACGCAGCUGGAUUGGCAGGUCGUCGGCGCCGUGCCGGAGAUGCUGCAGACGGCAUACGGCUCCUUGUUCAAGGCGCUGAAGCUGGUCGCUGGAGACCGUCUGCUCGUGCGAGGUGGCACCACGUCCGUGGGGCUGGCGGCGGCGGCCAUCGCACGGAACCAUGGCUGUUUCGUGGCGGGCACGACGCGCAGCUCGAGCCCCGAAACGGCGGAGCUGAUGCACAAGAGCGGCGUCGAGGAGGUCAUUGUCGAUGAUGGCAAGGUUGCGGACAAGGUCGAGAGUGGCGGGAAGAAAUUUGAUAAGGUGCUCGAGCUGGUGGGGACGACGACGCUGAAAGAUUCGUUGAAGUGUGCGGUUGAGGGAGGGAUUGUUUGCAUGACGGGCAUUGUUGGAAACAGCUGGUCCUUCCAAGAGUUCUCCCCCAUGGACGUGAUCCCGCACUGCGUGUCCCUAACAGUCUAUUCCGGCGGACCCAACGAGUUCAUGGAGACCCCGCUGAACGAGCUGCUCAAGCAGAUCGAGGCGGGCACCAUGCCUGUGCAGGUCGGCAAAGUGUUCAAGAUCGAUCAGAUCGUCGAGGCGCACGAGACGAUGGAGAAGAACCUGGCGCGGGGGAAGAUUGUUGUUCUUACCGAGUAA
This is a messenger RNA of Cladophialophora yegresii CBS 114405, 981 nucleotides long. RefSeq lists its product as uncharacterized. The record is from RefSeq and is a predicted model, not a curated record. Gene Ontology annotation, molecular function: oxidoreductase activity. The coding region runs from base 1 to 981 and encodes 326 amino acids. The transcript has 2 exons. NCBI's taxonomy places the organism in Eukaryota, Fungi, Ascomycota, Eurotiomycetes, Chaetothyriales, Herpotrichiellaceae.